Clupea harengus (Atlantic herring) is the source of this 2446-nucleotide messenger RNA. It is a transcript of the gene hhatlb, whose product is annotated as hedgehog acyltransferase like, b. Gene Ontology annotation, cellular component: endoplasmic reticulum. Gene Ontology annotation, biological process: negative regulation of N-terminal protein palmitoylation. The record is from RefSeq and is a predicted model, not a curated record. Gene Ontology annotation, molecular function: acyltransferase activity. NCBI's taxonomy places the organism in Eukaryota, Metazoa, Chordata, Actinopteri, Clupeiformes, Clupeidae.
AAAGCUACAAUUGCGUGGCAUGCGUUUUGCUUCUGACUUGGAAACAAAGGAUCCGCCCCCCAUGUGCAUGCCGCCUGUCAAAAUUAUAAAUACAUCCCCAGUUCACCUUUUACUGUUCGCAACUGCCCUAUCGGCAGUUGUUGCGUUCCACUCGUCGCCCCAGCCUUGCCAACGGAUGCAAAAAGAACCACUAGCUCCCUUUGUUUUAAAAAACUAAUUUCAGAGGGAUCGCUGACUCACUGGGUUUACAACUGCAUUGCCACGCUCAAGGUACUUCACGUGUGGUGGUUGGUGGUUGUCUUUGCAGUAAUGGGGGUCAAGGCUGCCCUUCCGAAGUACGAGCUCUACUUCUACAAUGUUGUGCUCUACAUGGCAAUGCUGUGGGCUGCAAGCUGGAUCUAUGACGUGUCCAGCACAAACGUCAACCGCAAAGCCUUCAAACCCAGCGUGAAGCCAGGAUGGUACUAUGUCGGUCGGAAAAUGGACACUGCAGACUCUGAAUGGGUGAUGUGGUUCUCCAUGUUUUGGGAGCACAUUCUCUUCGCCCUGUCUGGCCACAUCAUUUUCGCCAAGAUCAGCUCUCUGCUGGCCGCACAGUACAGGUCCUUGGUGUUCAUGGUGUACGGCAUGCUGGCCGUCUUCACCAGCAUGGGCUGGGCCUACCUCACGCUGAUCCUGUCCCACUGCGUGCUGCUCUACAGCAUCUCCCUGGUCAAGCUCCGCUGGCUCUGUUUCACCGCCGGACUCGCCACACUGGCUACCUUCAAAAUGGAGCCCUUCCUGUCCUGGCAGGGAGGCUUUGUGACGGGGAACUUUGAGCUUCGCCACGUCUUUUUCUAUGGUGGUUGUGGCUUCACCAUCAUGAGGUGCAUGAGUUUCGCCCUGGAGAACUGCGAGAGGAGGGAGGGCAACUUCAGCUUCCUGGAGCUGCUCAAGUACAACUUCUACUUCCCCUUCUUCUACUUCGGACCCAUCAUGACUUUCGAUAAGUUCUUCGUCCAGGCCAACAACCCCAAUCGCACCAGGAAGGAGAGCGAGAUGUGGAACAUCUCUCUACAGGCCCUCCUCAACCUGGCGGUCAUCUUGGUGGUGGACGUUCUCUUCCACUUCAUGUACAUCCUGACCAUACCCGCCGACGCCAAGCUCCUCAAGCAGCUCUCCGACUGGGCUCUAAUUGGUUUGGCAUACAUGAACCUGGUCUAUGAUUGGGUGAAGGCAGCUGUCAUGUUUGGCGUCAUAAACACGGUUUCCAGGCUGGACCACCUAGACCCGCCCCAACCGCCCAAGUGCAUCACAAACCUCUAUAUGUUCUCUGAGACGCAUUUUGACAGGGGGAUUAAUGACUGGCUUUGCAAGUAUGUGUAUAACUACCUGGGUGGAAAGCAUGAGAAUGUGCUGGAGGAGCUGAUAGCGACCCUCUGUACCUACGGGGUCACUCUGCUGUGGCUGGGCCCAGGCUGGGUGGUGCUUCUCUGGGCUUUCCUCAACUGCUUUGGCCUCAACUUUGAACUCUGGACCACCCAGCUCUUCGCCAUGGAGCCUUUUGCAUCUAUUGAGAUGUCCAUGUCUGCUGCUAUGUCGCGGAGGAUCCGGGCCCUGUUCAGCACUUUUAACUACUGGACAAUCGUCCUCUACAACAUUUUGGCUCUGAACAGCCUUGACUUUGCCAAGAUGGUAGCCAAGAGAUUGUUCCUCAAAGGCUUCCCCUUGACCACCAUCAUGGUGAUGUUUGUCACCUACUGCCUGGUCCAGCUGAUAAAGGAGAGUGAGAGGAGGCAGGCUCUGAUCGACGACCCCGACCCCAUCCCUCCUCCCCCACCCGCCCCUCCAGCCGCAGACCCCGCCCUGGAUGCUGACGCUGACGCCACUGCUCCCGUGGAUCCCAGCAAGGAGAAGGCAGAGUAGAGAAGAAGACUGGGACAAGAUGGAGAUUACUUCUAAUGGUUUUAAGAUUGACUCCUGCUGUCUGUCUAUUGGUCAAGAGUUACACUUCACAUGCCUAAAAGGGUCAAAGGAAAUGACUCGACUGGAAUGGUGUUUAUGAUAGGGAUAUUGAUUACUGAUGUUACUUUUAUUCAAGGGUAAUGUUAUACAUGAAUGCAAAUGAAACCAUGUUAAAGGGAUGAAAUAUGUUGGAAAGCAUUUUCUCUGAAAGUUCUCUGAUACGCCUUAGCUAUGCCGUUUACACAAUAUGCUGCCUGUAGAGUUUUAUAUCACAUUUUUGAAUCAAACAUACUGUUUAUCAUCUGUAAAUAAUCCUCGCUACUGACCUAGAUUACCAUCAAUGGGGAAAUAAUCGGGUUUUAAACCAAAGGAAAGAAUGUUUUUUGGACUAGGCCAAAUAUUCUCUGUCUACUGAGGUAUCUAUAGUUCAUUAAACCACUAAGUGUGUAUGUGAUCCUUCUAUGAGUGUUUUCUUGCCAAUAAAGAGCUCUGCCAAAUUGUA